Messenger RNA from Ceratitis capitata (Mediterranean fruit fly), 4224 nucleotides. It is a transcript of the gene tun, whose product is annotated as protein N-terminal glutamine amidohydrolase. Gene Ontology annotation, cellular component: nucleus; cytosol. The coding region runs from base 1922 to 2542 and encodes 206 amino acids. NCBI's taxonomy places the organism in Eukaryota, Metazoa, Arthropoda, Insecta, Diptera, Tephritidae. Gene Ontology annotation, molecular function: protein-N-terminal asparagine amidohydrolase activity; protein-N-terminal glutamine amidohydrolase activity. The transcript has 6 exons. The record is from RefSeq and is a predicted model, not a curated record.
AGAGGAUUGAAAGUGUAAUCAAAACUUUGUACACACAGAAGUGGCUUGAGUAAGUCAGAAAGUGCCUUUGCGGAGGAGGUGCGCAAAUACACAAAAUUGCAGAAAUAUAUCUAUAUAUGUAUGAACAUAUAUAGUAUAUUUAAAUGAUCAAAUAUACAAAAUUUCAAGAGUGAAAGAGGGCUAGUGGUGAAUGAAGCAGGUAAAGGUACGGAAAGCACAAAACAAAUUAAGCGAAACGACCGAGCAAAAGCAACAGCCGCACUAGGAGUUGCUCCUUAAUUAAAGCUGCUAAUCUAGAUACCUGAGUAUAUAUGUAUGUAUGUAUGUAUGCAUGUGUAUAUAUGCGUAUUGCGACACAAAUAUGCGCCAAAACAAACAUUUUUACUUAAUGUCAACACACUUAUACACACACACACACACACACACUCAAACACACACCCACCCACAUUUGUGUAUGUAUGUACGUAAAUAACACUUAUAAGCACUUUAGACAGCAUAAGUGUAUCAGCUUUUAGGCGCAGCAGCGUGUCGAAGGCAAGUUGGAAUAAUAACAAAGCAAGCGACGAAAAAAGAGCGAAGAAAAUACAGCCAAAAGCAAGGCAGUAGCUGAAUUCCAGAAUUCUCGUUAAAAUACGCUAACGUUAGCUUUUGUCUACGACGACAAAAACUGCCUCGAGACGACAUCAGCUUAUUGGCUCAUUUUAAAGCAUCCAAAAGCAGCUGAGACGAGACAGCCUGUGAAAAGUAGAUAGGCAUUGACUUUGCGGGGCAUAUGUACAUACAUAUAUAUAUAUGUAUAUAUAAUUAUAAAACAAACCUUGCGGCUUGUGUGCGUACGUGAUACCAAUACAUAUUAUUCAAACAUACACUCACACCAACACACCAACACACAUAGCAGCAUAUAAAUUUUUAUAAAGUUGAAGGAUGUUUGGUGCUGAAAAAUAUACUACGUAGAGAAAUUGAGGAGUCUCUAGUCUAUGUUGUGAAACCAGUUACUGCACUGCAGAAGAAUUGUACAAAUACGCCCACACACAUACAUACAUACAUGUGUACAUGCAUAUACUGUGUGAAUUCUGUUUGAAAUCUGACGUGUUUUAGUUGCAUAUUUCACAAGAAGUAGAAGAAGAGUGAACUUUGUUUGUGUUGGUGUAUGCGAGGCAAGAAAAACGGUAACCGUGCGAGUGCCAACACCGUUGACGCCGUUUUGUAGUUCGAUCCGUAGGCAGUGCAUAGCUAACGAGGCUCACAGAAGCGCCGCAUAACGGCAGUUGCCAAUUAGUCGCCGUCACCGGUGCAAGUGUUUAAAAAUUAUAAUAAACGAUAUUGAGUUGCAGUCAAUGAGAUAUAGGUUCGGUGAUUUAUGCAAACCAGGAACAUCGUCUAUUGUUGAGAAGCAACUGCUUGAAGUGGUCAUAUGAACUGUUGCUCACUUUGUGAGGCACAAAUAAAAAAAAGAACAGAUUGCAUAUAAAAGAAUAAAGUGAGAAAUAAAAAAAAAUAAAAAAAAAAAAUAUUGUGGUCAGCGAAUAUUAAACGAGCCGGAUAAUCUCAAUAAAUACAAGCGCUGAGCGCCAUAAAACACGCAUCUCAUACGAAAGCAUAAGACCACACGUCCGUCGCACACACAUACACGCACACUCACUCACUCACUCACAUCGCAAAUAAUUGACACAACACCACAAACCACAAUUCUACAAUUCGAUCGGUGGCUGACCUACUACGUUCGCAUGCACCAAAACAACUACCACAAUAAAUACAUAUUUACAUACAUACACACAUAAAUAAAGCCACACAAUCGACCACAUCCGACGACUGGUCGUCCAAUAGCGACUGACAUCAUCAGCCGCAUCGUCGUACUCAUCGUCCUUAGCGCCGUCGUCGCCGUCGCCGUUGUCGUCGUCGUCGUCGUCGUCGUCUCAAGAUGACCACAGAUUUGUUGUUCCCGAAAAUUUCGGAUUGCUCAUAUGUCUCGUGUUACUGCGAAGAGAAUGUUUGGAAACUUUGUGAACAAGUGAAGAAAACACGCAUCGAUGAACUUUCCAAGUGCUACGCGGUGUUCGUGUCGAAUGAGGGGCGUACAGUGCCGUUGUGGCGCCAAAAAGCAGGACGUGGCGAUGAUCAGGUCGUGAUAUGGGAUUACCACGUCUUCUUCAUGCACAACCCAUCGCCAAAUCGAUGUUUGGUUUUCGACUUGGAUACAACGCUACCUUUCCCCACAUAUUUUCACAAGUACGUUACGGAAACGUUCCGCUCGGAUCUGGCGCUGAGGCCGGAACACCAUAGGUACUUUAGAGUUAUAUCCGCAGAAACAUAUCUAAGUGAAUUUUCAUCGGACCGGCGGCACAUGCGAAGGCCAGAUGGCAGUUGGAUAAAGCCACCGCCAUCAUAUCCGCCCAUACAGUCCAACAGCAAUGCACAUAGUUUGGGUGAUUUUAUCUGUAUGAAUGCAGGCAAAGGCCCCGGCACCGUGUACAGCCUCUCAGAAUUUGUGCAAACCUUCUACAAAGCGCCGAAUAUGGUGGCGCAGCAGAAUAACAAAUAAUAUCAACAGUGCUGAACAGCCAUAAAUUGAAGUGCCAGUCAAGUUAACGAGUAGAGAGAGAGAGAGUAAUGCACAACGCCGCCGUUGCGCUGGACAUUAAGAAGGAGAGUGAGGGAGAGCGGACGAGGUCGAAGGAGUUGGAACUGGACCAGAUGUUAACACUUUAGCAUAUUCAUUUAGUCGCAGUAAGGAGAGUGUCAGUGGUGCGGUAAAGCGCAUUCGCCGUCAACUGUAAGGUCACAUUCAAAACAACAUCAACAAUAACAGCAGCAAAGGCAGAUAAAAAUGAACAGAAUUGUGGGCAACGUAAUUACAUCUACAUAUAUAUAUAUAUAUAUAUAUACGUAUAAAGGCAUGUAGAUAGUUCCAAAAGCCAUAGUAGCCAGCCAUCAUCGUCAUCAUCAUCAUCGUAAACACAUUAACUUCAGCAGUACGCCACCAUUUGCUCGCUUGCACUUAGCUUUCGAAUGGCGUUGUGCACGUCAAAAAUGUGCAGCUGCAAUGUCACAUAAUUUGCAUACAAUUCGCAAUCGCCUUAGUUGAAGCCAAGCACUGCAAACUGAUGCACCUGCCAAGCGCUCGUCCAGCUGAUUUCCAAAGCAUCGAUUUGGUUUCUUCAUUCUUUACGACUUGAGGAUGUUUCAGCUAUUCAAAUCAACCAGAGCAAGCGCCGUCGUCUCACCUCGUAGCCCGCUACUGCAGCUUCAAGUGGAAUUCUUUUGCCAGCAUUCCGAAUAAAUACUUUCAAAGUAUGCGCUAUGCCGAAGAAAAGUUCCGACUUUGAUGCAUGCCAUUGCAUUAUUGAAUUAUUGAAUUACUGAUGUAUUGACGUUGGUGGCGGUGUAUGAAUUGAAAUUUGAUGGAUUCAUUGGUUUUAAUGACUUCACUUGAUGAUUUUUCUUGGUUGCUUGAUUGGAAGGGCAGUUGGAAGAGCGCAGCAGAUGCAUUGUUAGCUGUACAUCUAUAGGAAUUUCUCAUAUACCUAUGUACAUACAUAUAAUUAUUAAAGUUUGCGUGUGAUACGAUAUGGAAGGCGCUUAAACCAAAUGCACAAGCAGCGGCACUAUGGGUGGAGUGUGCGUCGAAAGGGGAAUAGAGCAGAGAGAAAACACUUUGUAAUCAAAGAUAAGACAACAUUAACUAUUAAAUAUUAAAUGACAAUUUAAAUCAGAAAACAAAAUAACAUUUACAAAUAAACUUAAUAUCUAAUAUAAUAUAUAGUUAGUUAUAAAUAAAGCAUUAACUAUUAUGACUACAAUUAACAGCUGCUUAUAAAAUUUGUAAAAAAAAAAAGCAAAAACAAACGAAAACAUAUGAAUAUUGUAAUAACAAUGAUAACGUAUUUUUGUAUUCAAAGGCAUGCUUUAAAGGCAAUUAAAUAAGAAAAAUUGAUAUUAACUAAAGACAAAAACAUAUUCAUGUUUAUAAUUCAACGUUAAAAAUCCAUAAGAAUAAACCUAACAAAAUCUGUUGUAUAAAAUUUAUAAAGCAACAUUUAAAUGGAAAUGUACAUAUAUAUAAUUUAUACCAGUUUUUAAAUUUAUAUGUUAGUAAAGACUUUUAAUUAUUUAUAUAUGUAUAUUUCUUUUUUUUUUACUUUUUCUAACUUUGCUAAACCACAUAUGAACAAAUGUUUGAACAAUUUUGUAAAAAAUAAAGCUUUAUAUGAAUUUGAAAAACAA